Molecule: messenger RNA, 2328 nt
Organism: Homarus americanus (American lobster)
Lineage: Eukaryota; Metazoa; Arthropoda; Malacostraca; Decapoda; Nephropidae
Product: L-ascorbate oxidase-like
Exons: 14
Coding region: 28-2073 (681 amino acids)
Biological process (GO): iron ion transport
Cellular component (GO): plasma membrane
Molecular function (GO): oxidoreductase activity; copper ion binding
Source: RefSeq, a predicted model, not a curated record
CCCCCGUGCGGUAUAUAAGAGGUCAGCAUGGCUAUAUCGUGUCAGUUCAGCGCUGUGGCCGCCGUCACCAUGAUUGCUCUUGUGCUCGCCGCUGCAAUCGCGACUCUUACCUCCGUCAUCACCGCCCACGAACCACUGACGCCAGGCAGAAACUGCAACAGAAAAUGUGUUUAUGGAGACACAAGAAUCUGUCAUUUCCACUUUGAUGUCCAUGCGUACCAGACCUUGUCCAGGGCGUGCUACGAUUGCCCGAGGAACACCACGGACUGUCAUCGGCCGGAGUGCAUUCCUGGGGAUGGCUUCAAACGGCGCAUCUUGGUGGUCAACAAGCAGAUGCCGGGACCACCCAUUCAAGUGUGUCAAGGUGACCGUGUAGUAGUGGAUGUCAAAAACUUAAUGUACAGUGGAGGCCUAACUGUACACUGGCAUGGCAUCACCAUGGAAGGACCUCGUUCCUCUCGUGGUCGUAAGAAAUCUGGCACUCCUCAUAUGGAUGGUGUUCCUGCUAUCACACAGUGUCCCAUUCACUCUGGGGCAACCUUCAGAUAUUCCUUUUAUACCCCAGAUGCUGGCACACACUUCUACCAUGCACAUACAGGGUUUCAGAGAGGUGAUGGUGUCUUUGGUCCCAUCAUUGUGCGGCAGCCACCGUCAAGGAAUCCAUAUCAUGAUUGCUAUGACCAUGAUCUUCCUGAACAUGUGAUAAUGUUCCAUGAUUGGCUACAUAUACCUACAGAAGAUAAAUUUGUUCUUAGGCAUCAUGGCGGUGGAGACGACUUUCCUGAUUCCAUGUUAGUGAAUGGUCGCGGACCUCGGCAGCAUCCAAAUGCUUCAUCAAUCUCUGAAUUAAUCCCAUAUACAAGAUUCAAAGUGACGCCAGGUAACCGAUACCGCUUGCGUCUCAUCAACCCUGCUAUCCUCAACUGUCCCAUUGUGGUGUCCAUUGAUGAGCACAUAUUUACUAUAAUUGCAUCUGACGGAAAUCCUAUAAUUCCUGUUAAUGCUACUUCUCUGGUUGUUUACCCAGGGGAACGGUGGGAUGUCGUGAUUUCUGCUGAUAACAGUAAAUCUGGAGCAUUCUGGAUGAGCUUCAUGGGAGGAGUUGACUGUGCAGUGACAGAAGCUCACCAGUUUGCCCUCUUGGAGUAUGAAGAACUUGGUUUUACUCAGGUGUUUGAAGAACUGAGUUUUACUCCGAAUAUCUCCAAUUAUAGACAGGAACAUAGGUCAGAUCACACACUGCUACUGAACAUGCCACCUAAGCCAAAGUUCACUGAAGUUCCACCUCCUGGAGUUCAAGUUAACAGCAUUAACAGUGCCUGUUAUAAUGAUCUUAUAUGUGUUGCCGACCUGAGGUCCCCAGAGCCUUUGCCACGAGAUUUGAGGAAAGAAGAGGCUAACUUCACCUUCUACUUAGCAUUUGAGAUGAACAGGAUACACAAUCCUCACUUCUACUCCAGAAUGUACUACGAUUUUCAUUCAAUGAUGGAAGACCAACAGAUCCCAACGCCACAGAUCAACAACCUCUCCUAUGUGGCUCCAGCGACUCCUUUAAUCCUUGGUGGUGGGAAAAGAGAACGAGUGUGCAAUGCUGAGUCACAUCCCAGUACUAAGAAUUGCCAAGAUGAAUAUUGCGAGUGUCUCCACAUGUACAAAAUUCCACUUGGAUCAACUGUUGAGAUGGUUUUGAUUGAUGAAGGUCAAUUUGGUGAUGAGAACCAUCCUAUUCACCUCCACGGGCAAUCCUUCUGGGUACUGGGUCAAGACCGGCCCAAUGAUGUGGUUGAUGCUUCCAUCACACGAGAUCAGGUGAUUGAGAUGGAUCGCACUGGUCAGCUGCAUAGGAACUUUGACCAUCCAGUAUACAAGGAUACAGUAACGAUACCUGAUGGAGGCUAUUCAAUUGUCAGGUUCCGUGCUUCUAAUCCAGGAUACUGGUUGCUUCACUGCCACCUCAUAUUCCAUUCUGUGGCUGGCAUGGAAUUAGUCUUCAAAGUUGGAGACGACGAUGAUAUCCCUUCAGUCCCAUCAGACUUUCCUUGGUGUGGGGACUACAAAGGAGAUGAAUUCUAAGACAAUUUCGCCAAUGAAAUGACAAACAUUCCAAAGUAUUAAUGGCUGACAGAGAUAUGAGGUUUAGUGAAUUCUUUACUGUGUAUUAGAUGUUGGUGAAGUUGUGAAAUCUGUGAUUUAUUUCUUGCUUCCAGUGUUUACAUGAAGUGUGAGAACGAAUUUACUGUGUUGCUGAUGGUCUGGUACACCAGGUUUUUGGUAUGUGAUUAUUAAGACUGCUUUUGAGACUGGAAAUAUAAAUGACAGAUCUCUUCA